Molecule: messenger RNA, 3600 nt
Organism: Crotalus tigris (Tiger rattlesnake)
Lineage: Eukaryota; Metazoa; Chordata; Lepidosauria; Squamata; Viperidae
Gene: POLB
Product: DNA polymerase beta
Exons: 15
Coding region: 74-1096 (340 amino acids)
Biological process (GO): double-strand break repair via nonhomologous end joining
Cellular component (GO): nucleus
Molecular function (GO): DNA binding; DNA-directed DNA polymerase activity
Source: RefSeq, a predicted model, not a curated record
AGCGAGUAGGAACGCGCAGAGGGCUCCCUGUGUCCGGCAGCCCGGCCGGCCUCGCCGGUCCUCCCGCGCCCCGAUGAGCAAGCGCAAGGCGCCGCAGGAGAACCCCAACCAGGCCAUCACCGACCUCCUCAGCGAAUUGGCCAACUAUGAAAAGAAUGUGAAUAGAGCUAUUCAUAAAUACAAUGCUUACAGGAAAGCAGCAUCUGUAAUAUCCAAGUACCCUAGCAAGAUAAAAAGUGGGUCCGAAGCAAAGAAAUUGGAUGGCAUAGGAACUAAAAUUGCUGAAAAGAUCGAUGAAUUUUUAUCUACUGGAAAAUUACGUAAGAUAGAAAAGAUUCGACAAGAUGACACAAGCUCUUCUAUCAAUUUACUGACCAGAGUUAGUGGCAUAGGUCCUGCUGCUGCGAGGAAACUAGUAGAUGAAGGUAUUAAAACAUUGGAAGAUUUAAAGAAAAAUGAACAUAAAUUGAAUCAUCACCAACGCAUUGGAUUAAAAUACUUCAAAGACUUUGAAAAAAGAAUUCCUAGGAAGGAGAUGCUUGAAAUGCAGGACGUUGUAUUGAGUGAAGUGAAGAAAGUAGACCCUGCCUAUAUUGCUACUGUUUGUGGCAGUUUUCGCCGAGGUGCAGAAUCCAGUGGAGAUAUGGAUAUCCUGCUGACACAUCCAGACUUCACUUCAGAAUCUGCCAAGAAGCCAAAGCUUUUGCAUCAAGUUGUGGAGCAGCUGGAAAGCAUUUGCUUUGUUACAGACACACUCUCAAAGGGAGAAACCAAAUUCAUGGGUGUAUGUCAACUCCCAAGUAGAGAUGAUGACAUCAUCUAUCCAUACAGGAGAAUUGAUAUCAGGCUGAUUCCCAAGGACCAGUAUUACUGUGGAGUCCUCUACUUCACUGGAAGUGACCUCUUCAAUAAAAACAUGCGAGCCCACGCCUUGGAAAUGGGCUUCACCCUCAACGAGUACACGAUCCGGCCUCUCGGCGUCACUGUGGGUUCGAGUACUGGAGGAAAGCUCAUGAACAGAGCGGCGAGGAAGAACCCAGUGUUUGAUAAGAGUGAUCCCACCUUCCGUUCCAUUACAGGCUCAGACUCUCCUUAGCUGCUGCGGCAGACACGCAGACGAGCUCUCUGUGGGGCACCCUGGAGGGGCCGUUGACAAACCAGACCGGAUGCACAACCGCAGCGCUGGAAGAUCUCAGGGCCUGGCGCCCCACCAUCCUUCUGCCCUCGCCCGGAACACACGGCCCCUUCGAGGAGAACAGGUUUGCAGAUCUUGGCCCAGAAGUGGCGGGCACAGCAGUGCCCUUGGGCGCAGUCGGAGGUGCGGAGGCAGCGCUCUCCCGUGCCAGCUGUGAGAGGCAAACAGUGAUCAGCUCUUUCAGAAGCAAACCCUGGUUCUGGAGGCUGCAUUGCUGGGUGACAGUGAGGUUGAAUGGCGCCAGAGGCAGAUACAGCUGGGUGACGUCCGGAGACCAGCCACUUCAUCGGGCAGCCAGUCCCUCCUUGCAGGUGGCACGGCAACCGUGCCUCCCUCCCGCACUCUGUUUUAAGAGCAGUGGUGAGCUAAACUCAGACCAAGCGGUUACCACGUGACAUGGACUAGUCUACCUCACAGGGCAGCGGUUGAGAAAGGAAAGCUGGGUUUCCCCAUCGCAGCUCCUAGAAGACCACCACCACGCUGGUAGCAUUCACUGUCCCACCAUCUGGCCUGGGCCCUCCUCGUAGAGGUGGCAAGGGCCACUCCUACUGAACCAACCUUUGGACGCAUGCCUUGGGGGGCUGCCGGUGUUCCCCACCAGCUCUCCACGGCCAAAGAAUAGUUCUGCAUCACGUGAGGAAAAGGGCCAUCUACCCACCAGGGAUUUCCACCCCCUGCAGUGCAUCAUUUCUUUCCCUGCAGGAAAGACUGGCGAUGUUGCCACGGCAAACCCUCCUUUGCUUUCUCCUAGAAGAGGGUCAGCCACAUUUGGGAGUGUGGAGGUUGCAGCUCUGCCUCUCCACCUCUCAGGGGGCCAAAGGUGAAGAUGUUUCUGGAAAGAAUGAGGUAAACUCACUUUUUGUCUAUUUCUGAAGUUUAAAGGUAGUCCCUGCGACACAGACAGUUGGAAUCAACUGUGUUCCAAGUCUAGAGAGAACAUCUUGGGGGGGGGGGGUUCUGCUCUUAUGCCACCAUUCCAGUCUUGAAGAAACAUUUUAAGGAACCAAAAUGGUUCUAUCCUGGCUGAACCUGGCUGAUUUCCAGAAGCAAGCAACAUAUUUGGAUGAUCCCAGGCCAUUUGGGGCACCACCUGGAAAUGUAAAGCAAGGAUUCCCCCAGAUCUCAGCCAAUGAAGUUCCCAGUAGCUGAGAGCUUCAAUUAACCUCUCUAACAGUAGCCAAGGAAGGAAAUAUUUCUUUAAGAUGGAAUUCGGAGGAAGGAAAAGCCUUUACUUGUUUGGAUGUGUAUUGGCCUGGCCAGGAUAAGAGGGCAAGAUGGGCCAAUUCUGACAUUGCCUAGAAAGACUUCUUUCAAACGAGGUUUGGCUUAUUUCCCAUCUCAAACCACACAGCUUACUCCACAACUUGAUGGAAGGUGGGUCUGGCAAUGGCCCAACAGAGAGUGGGUCCAGACCAGCCCUGGGAUUGCUGGCAGUCCAGUCCCUAGCAUGAGCCAUGACGGAAACCCUGCUUGUCUUCUCUCUUUCAUCCCACUUUCUGGAAUGCAGACAAACUGCUCAGAUGGGCACCCAUCCCAAUAUUAGUUGUCCCUUGAAAACCUGGAGACUGUUUGAGGGACAGACGGCUGGUGCACACAGGCUGCUCCAGGGGAGGAGGGGGGCCACCUAGGGGGAUCCUUUGGUUGUGCCUGUUCUGGGUCUACCCAAACUGGGUUGCCAAACUCCAGACAUUCUCAGCUGGCAGGGAAGAGUUAUGGUUUUCUGCCCCACGGCAGUCACCUGGGCAAAUCGCCUGGAGGCUUGCCUGCUGCCCUGCCUGCCUGUCACCCGGCCCUGCCCAGCAUCCUAGCAACAACUACGGUUGCUCCUGGGCCCUGCCUGCCUGUGACAGACCAUGAUCCAGUGUAGGUUUUUAAGGAAUGAAGGUCCGGCUAGGUCCCCUGUGUCUGUGGGCCCCAAAGUGGACAGUUACCCUGCCAUGACUACAUCUAGGGCAUUGCACGCUUUCCCCCCGAAGAGGGAAAUAUAGAUGGGGCAGCCCAAAUUUCAUCCUCACAACCCCGUGAGGUAGAUUGGGAUGGGAGUGGCUGGCCCUCAGCUCACCCAGUGGCCUCUUGAAACUGACCUCUUCCCAUCUAAUCCUUCAUCUUAAUCAAUAAGCCGCAUUGCUGGUGUAUAGCUUUGUGGACAUGCCCUAGUUCAACUAAUCAUGGCUUGGUGUGUUAUCUGACUCGAGCCCUGCUAUUGCCACCACAAGAGCAGACCACACUGCGCCCCACAAGCGAAGGGGAUCGGCUCCUGUCACACUGAGAUUUAAUGCAAUGGGGCCACAUAUUCCUCAUUGCCAAAUUAUUCAUUACCCCUCCCCCAACUUGGACUUACUGUAACUGAAUUGUUUUAGGUUGAGAAAUUCUAAAAUUCUCUCCAUAAAUGAUUGAUCUUUAAA